Messenger RNA from Spodoptera litura, 881 nucleotides. It is a transcript of the gene Rsph9, whose product is annotated as Radial spoke head protein 9. Gene Ontology annotation, cellular component: axoneme. The record is from RefSeq and is a predicted model, not a curated record. Gene Ontology annotation, biological process: motile cilium assembly; cilium movement involved in cell motility; axoneme assembly. Lineage: Eukaryota; Metazoa; Arthropoda; Insecta; Lepidoptera; Noctuidae.
AAAUAAUUUUCAACAAUAUAUCAUAAUGAAUAUCCACAAGCUGUUCGACUACAAAGAGUACGUGAAUGUGAACGGUAUGAUGUUUACUGACGAGCUGAUAUGUUUGCUACAGAAUUCUUUAACUCUAUUGCAAGUGGAGAACCACUUCAUAAACAUGCAAUACUGGGGCCAAAUAUACGCCGUAGACACUGACUACCACAUCGCCGUGGGCAUCAACGCAGACGCCGUGGCCGACAGAAAAUAUUUUUACACCACAGACUUCAAAUUCUGGGGCCUGUUACCCAAAGCGAAAAAGAAGUACAAGCAAUUAUCUCUACUCACCACAUUCCCAUUCAGAGGCGAACCGGCUUUGAAGAUAAAAGUGUUAGACGAAGCGUUAGAUGAGAAUCACCCUGACAGGUGCACGAUCAUGAAAGAGGAAAGUCGCUUAGCUGCUACUAUCAGCAACAUUUCUGAGGAAUCCGAAGUAUGUGCUCGAGGACAGCUGAUCAAGCAGCCGAGUGGCACAGUCGUUCUGAACCCGAAUUUCUACGGUCUGACAGCGACAGAAGCAAAGCAGCUGAAGUCUUACCUCCACAUCAGACCAGCUCAACAUCGCUGGAACACAAACUUGCUCACAAGACAAGACUACAAUUACAGCAUGGAUUUUCUCGAUUCUAUAGAUCAGGAUAUUCCAAGCGGCUGUUGGAAUCUCUCUAUAGAACAAUCGGGAUCAAUCGCGUAUUUGAAAAGUCUGUACUGGCCUGGAAUGAUGUAUUUUCAUAAAGUUAAAACAGCUGACGCUGGUUUCCUCUAUAUAGGGAACGGACGUAAAAAUUUAGAUGUACCUUUUCUACUUUAAUUUGUUUAUGUUUCAAUGUUUAUUGUUGUCCAUUAUUAUG